This is a messenger RNA of Macadamia integrifolia, 2449 nucleotides long. Its product is annotated as bystin. The record is from RefSeq and is a predicted model, not a curated record. Bases 591 to 1928 code for a protein of 445 amino acids. Gene Ontology annotation, cellular component: nucleolus; cytoplasm; preribosome, small subunit precursor. Gene Ontology annotation, biological process: rRNA processing. The transcript has 17 exons. NCBI's taxonomy places the organism in Eukaryota, Viridiplantae, Streptophyta, Magnoliopsida, Proteales, Proteaceae. Gene Ontology annotation, molecular function: snoRNA binding.
UAACAAAAGUCAUAUUUCAAGUUAUUGUAUUGUAAAACCCUAACCCCACUGCCCUUGGAGAACAUCUAGAGAAGAGAAGAGGAGAGAAGAAGAGGCGAGAAGCAGAGCUGAAACGAUGAGCAGAGUUGUCACCAUCUUCGAUCUGCCAUCCAUUCGCGAGCACUGUUCUUAACAUCUGGACUAUUGGAAAAUUUGGAAUCACUCCUCGUUCUGGGGGAAGCGGGGUAUUGAGAAACAGCCUUUUCAACUUCCUGAUUUCAUUGCUGCCACUGGGAUUGAAAAACUAAGACAGACAGUGAAUAAAUGCUUGGCAACAAUGGAGAAACACGGCCGCAGCGCAACAACAGUCGGCCAAAUAGAAAUGAAGAGUGUUUGGCGACAAUGGAGAAACACAGCCGCGGCGCAACAACAAUCGGCCAAAUAGAAACGAAGAGGAAGGAGACUAGGAGAAGGCCGAAGGAUAGAUGGGUCGAGGACUCGAGCAAUUGAGAGAGACGGGGAGUUACGACCAGCCACCGCUGCAGCGUGCAAUCCAGCAACUCAGUUAGAGUAGUCCAACUUAAAACUUGACAUUCUGAGAGCUUCCAUCAAUGCCGAAGAGAAAUCAACAGCAGCACCAACAGCCGUUGUAUGCUGAUGACUCCUCUGUCUCCUCCAAGAAGAGAUCACGAGCACCUAAGCAACACCAAACAGAAGACAAGAUGAUUUCGACUGGAAUGAGCUCCAAAAUUUUGAAAGAGGCCUUAAUUCAGCAAAAGGAGAUUCAAGAUGAAGCUGAGGGACAAAACCCCAACUCUUCUUUCUUUGCAAUUACUGAAGAACCAAAUGCUACUGCUGAUGGCGGUGAAGAAGAGGAUAUCGAUGCCUUCAAUGGUUUUUCUGAAACUCUUAGCCUCUACGAUGGCUAUGCAGAUGAAGAGGAGAUUGAUGAGGAGGAGGAGAAAGUUUUGGAAGCUUUUAUGUCAAAGAACACUGGCCCACAACAGACGUUGGCGGACCUCAUUUUAAAGAAAAUCAAAGAAAAAGGCACAGAGGUUUCUUCAGAAGCACAACCCCUUCCUAAACUGAACCAGACCAUCAUAGAUUUAUACAAGGGUGUUGGCAAACUGCUUGGUAGAUACACAACUGGUAAAGUGCCAAAGGCAUUCAAACACAUCCCCUCAAUGGAGCUUUGGGAGGAUGUACUAUACUUGACAGAACCUGAGAAUUGGUCACCAAAUGCCGUGUAUCAAGCCACAAGAAUCUUCUCUUCCAAUUUGGGUGUGAGGAAGGCCCAGCGCUUCUACAAGCUUGUCUUGCUCCCAAGGAUUAGAGAAGACAUGCGGAAGAAUAAGAGGCUCCAUUUUGCAUUAUAUCAAGCUUUGAAGAAGUCACUUUACAAGCCAGCAGCCUUCUUCAAGGGUAUUUUGUUUCCACUGUGUGAGUCAGGAACUUGCACUCUUAGGGAAGCUGUAGUUAUUGGAAGCAUUAUUCAGAAGGUUUCUAUUCCACCACUUCAUUCAAGUGCUGGACUGCUGAAGCUUGCAGAGAUGGAUUAUUGUGGCACAACUAGUUAUUUUCUAAAGCUUUUUCUGGAAAAGAAGUAUGCAUUGCCCUACCGUGUACUUGAUGCCGUCGUUGCUCAUUUUAUGAGAUUUCUCUAUGAAACAAGGAUAAUGCCUGUGAUAUGGCACCAGUCACUACUUGCAUUUGUGCAAAGGUACAAGAAUGAACUUACAAAGGAAGACAAGGAUAAUCUGGACGGUCUACUUCAACACCAGAAACAUUACUUGGUCACACCUGAAAUCCGGAGGGAGCUUGCAAGUGGUCGUAACCGGGGGGAGAAAGAGGAUGUUCUCAUGUCAAUUUCAUCACCUAUUUCUGUAAUCAAUAAACCAAUUGAAGAAGACAGGUUUGAUUUGCCUGAGGUUCCAAUGGAAGAGGAUUGAAUUUUGCUAGCGGCUGGUCUUUUAAUGCAUGCUUGGUUUUUUCUGGAAAUGAAGGAGGGAUGACAGAAUUGAAUAUAUUCUUCUUGGUCUUGAGAUAAAAUCAGGAUCUUCUGUGGUUUCAGCUCUACUAAGUUUUUGCUAAGCGGAGUCAAGUUUUUUUUAAAGGGGUUGUGUGCUAUUUAAUUAUUGAUUAUUGAAAAUGGCAAUCCAUUCUGAAUCUCCAUCAAAAGGAAAGGAUCUAUGCCAAUUGUCACACAGCUCCUGAUUCUGUGGGACUUGCAGCGUCAUUCUUCAGGUGAUGCAGGAUCAAUAUAGGCCUUUGUCAAGCCACUAAAAUUUUGUAGUUUACCUCAAAUGUUUCUGUUUUGGGAUAUCAGCUGAUUUUUUUGUUGGUUUUAAGAAACAUUUUGUAGAACGCUUAGGAACUUGUCUUAUUGAUGGGUUUAGUAGCACUUUGUGUAGAACAGAUCUUAUUGAUGAUGUUAUUCUUGCAGCAAAUGAAGUUCAUUUAUUUCUUGCCC